This is a messenger RNA of Lachancea fermentati, 2490 nucleotides long. NCBI's taxonomy places the organism in Eukaryota, Fungi, Ascomycota, Saccharomycetes, Saccharomycetales, Saccharomycetaceae. The record is from the annotation of a GenBank genome assembly.
AUGGUUGAAGAUAAGAAGACACUAUUGGAUGCCUCUGGUGCUGUUAAACCUGAGGAUGAUGCGACAGCUACCGCUAUUUUGAGGAGAAAGAAGAAAGACAACUGUUUAAUGGUUGACGAUGCUAUUAAUGAUGAUAACUCCGUCAUCGCCAUCAAUUCAAACACUAUGGACUUGUUGCAGUUGUUUCGUGGUGACACAGUCUUAGUCAAAGGUAAGAAGAGAAAGGACACAGUCUUGAUCGUUCUUAUCGAUGAUGAGCUCGAGAACGGUGUUUGUAGGAUUAACCGUGUGGUGCGUAAUAAUUUACGUGUCAGGCUAGGCGACUUGGUAACGAUCCAUCCUUGCCCGGACAUCAAAUAUGCCUCUAGAAUUUCUGUGCUACCAAUUGCUGACACUGUUGAGGGCUUGACAGGUAGUUUGUUCGAUGUUUAUUUGAAGCCCUACUUCGUGGAAGCUUAUAGGCCUGUUAGAAAAGGUGACCAUUUUGUCGUAAGAGGUGGUAUGAGACAGGUAGAAUUUAAGGUUGUUGAUGUUGAGCCCGAGGAAUAUGCUGUCGUUGCUCAAGAUACCAUUAUUCACUCCGAAGGUGAGCCAAUUAACAGAGAAGAUGAAGAAAACAACAUAAAUGAAGUUGGUUACGAUGACAUUGGUGGCUGCCGCAAGCAGAUGGCACAAAUUAGAGAAUUGGUUGAAUUACCUCUAAGACACCCUCAACUGUUUAAAGCAAUUGGUAUUAAGCCACCAAAAGGUAUUUUAAUGUACGGUCCACCUGGUACUGGUAAGACUUUGAUGGCAAGAGCCGUUGCUAACGAAACUGGUGCAUUUUUCUUCUUGAUCAAUGGUCCUGAGGUGAUGUCUAAGAUGGCUGGUGAAUCUGAAUCCAACUUAAGAAAAGCUUUUGAAGAGGCUGAAAAGAACGCGCCAGCAAUUAUCUUUAUUGAUGAAAUUGAUUCCAUUGCACCAAAGCGUGACAAGACUAAUGGUGAAGUGGAGAGAAGAGUCGUUUCCCAGCUAUUGACCCUAAUGGACGGUAUGAAGGCCAGAUCUAAUGUGGUUGUCAUUGCGGCCACUAACAGACCAAACUCCAUUGACCCAGCUUUAAGAAGAUUUGGUAGAUUUGACCGUGAGGUUGACAUAGGUAUUCCUGAUGCCACUGGUAGACUAGAAGUUCUUCGCAUUCACACCAAGAAUAUGAAGUUGGCAGAUGACGUUGAUUUGGAAGCUCUCGCUGCAGAAACACAUGGUUAUGUUGGUGCUGACAUUGCAUCCUUGUGUUCCGAGGCUGCCAUGCAACAGAUUCGUGAGAAGAUGGAUAUGAUAGAUCUAGAUGAAGACGAAAUAGAUGCCGAGGUACUAGAUUCCCUAGGUGUUACUAUGGAUAACUUCAGAUUUGCUCUAGGUAACUCUAAUCCAUCUGCCUUGCGUGAAACAGUUGUUGAAAGUGUUAACGUCACCUGGGAUGACAUUGGUGGUCUGGACGAAAUCAAGGAAGAACUUAAGGAAACCGUCGAAUAUCCUGUCUUACAUCCCGAUCAAUACACCAAGUUUGGAUUGGCACCUUCCAAGGGUGUUCUAUUCUAUGGUCCUCCAGGUACUGGUAAGACCUUGCUGGCAAAGGCAGUCGCAACUGAAGUAUCAGCCAAUUUCAUUUCAGUAAAGGGUCCAGAAUUGUUGAGUAUGUGGUAUGGUGAAUCUGAAUCCAACAUUCGUGACAUUUUUGAUAAAGCCAGAGCUGCUGCUCCAACUGUUGUCUUUUUGGAUGAAUUAGACUCUAUUGCCAAAGCGAGAGGCGGUUCUUUGGGCGACGCUGGUGGAGCCUCCGACAGGGUUGUCAACCAGCUGUUGACUGAAAUGGAUGGUAUGAAUGCAAAGAAAAAUGUUUUUGUUAUUGGUGCAACCAACAGACCAGAUCAAAUUGACCCUGCUAUCUUGAGACCAGGUAGAUUGGAUCAAUUGAUUUAUGUUCCAUUGCCAGAUGAAUUGGCUAGAUUGUCUAUUCUAAAGGCCCAAUUAAGAAAAACUCCACUCGAACCAGGUCUGGAGCUUACAUCAAUCGCCAAGGCCACACAAGGGUUCUCUGGUGCUGAUUUGUCCUAUAUCGUCCAGAGAGCAGCCAAGUUUGCUAUCAAAGAUUCUAUUGAGGCUCAAAGACGCGCAGAAGCUGAACGUCAAGCUAAGGUGAAGACUGAAGAUGUCGAAAUGGGUGAUAGCGAUCAAAACGCGGCAGCUGAAGAGGAAAUUGAAGAUGCCGUGCCAUACAUUACGAAAGAACAUUUUGCCGAGGCUAUGAAAACGGCUAAGCGUUCUGUUUCUGAUGCCGAACUUCGUCGUUACGAGGCCUACUCUCAACAAAUGAAGGCUUCCAGAGGUCAGUUCAGUAACUUCAGCUUUGGUGAUGCUCCUACUGGUGAGGCCGCCACAAAUGCUGCCGAGGGUUCAGGUGCAGCAUUUGGAGAAGCUGCAGAUGAAGAUGAUGACUUGUACAGCUGA